AUGUUUAUAAAAGCUAUCCCUCCAUACUUGGGAUGCGAUAAGGCCAACAAUGGAGGAGAAAGAUUGGUACAUGGCAGUUUGGUUCAAAGGAGGCAACUCCUAAACAUGUACUUGAUGAAGAUAGAGAGCAUUUGUUCCUCUCUUGCGACUAAAUCACAACCUAGACUUGGACUCCCCCCUCUCUCUUUCAACUCCUCGAUAUCUAUAACUGAUUGGGUGAAGCUCAAAACAUACACUUCACGGACUACGCUCAGAAAGCUGGUGGCACAAGCUUUGGUAGACAACAUUUGGAGGGAAAUAGACAACAGGUUCUUCAACCUGCAAUCUAUCUCAGCUUCUCAGCUCUUUAUAGACAUCCACAGGCAAAUGCGCGAUAGGAUCUCUGCAAGAAGGCAUCAGCGGCAGUUCCGAAAUCUAAUGUUCCCAUGGAUUUGUAACAAUGGGUUUUGGUAA
This is a messenger RNA of Microthlaspi erraticum, 453 nucleotides long. NCBI's taxonomy places the organism in Eukaryota, Viridiplantae, Streptophyta, Magnoliopsida, Brassicales, Brassicaceae. The record is from the annotation of a GenBank genome assembly.